AUGCGGCUUGUAGGCGAAGAAUUAUUAGUUCCACCUUUCAUCAAGCAUGAUGGCCAAGACGCGCUGGCACUCGACCUCAACUCUUCCAAAUGGAGUAUCAUCGACUUCGGGUCUGGUCAAGGCGGUGCCAUCGCAAUCAUCGAGAAGGUCAUCAAUCACGGACGUGACUCUCCCAUUCCUUCCAUCCUGACCGAUCUCCAUCCUAAUCUGGAUGUCUGGAUGGAGCUCGCAACUCAUUAUUCUCGCGCGCUAUCUUUCAUCCCGCAACCCGUCGAUGCUGCGAAUCCUAGGUAUGCGGCUAUCAGUACCACCACGAGAGGUGACGAGGAAGCUGCGUCACAGGCUGGGUUUGAGAGCAACGGGAGGAAAGUCUUUGGAUUGUUCGGUGAGAGUUUCCGUCGUUUCGAUGAUGCAUAUGCAGUCAACGUGUUGAAGAAGAGUACAUUGGAGUCUGCUGAUGCGUUUGCGAUUGUGGAGUUGCGAGAACGUAGGCUGUUUGCUCUGGUUGCAGAGCUGCUCGAGACGUGGUUAUUCUUGAUAUUUUGGGAUGGAUUUGGUUUGCAGAGGACAGGGUGCAUUGGAUCUUCAUCUAUCUGA
Molecule: messenger RNA, 597 nt
Organism: Pseudocercospora fijiensis CIRAD86
Lineage: Eukaryota; Fungi; Ascomycota; Dothideomycetes; Mycosphaerellales; Mycosphaerellaceae
Exons: 3
Coding region: 1-597 (198 amino acids)
Source: RefSeq, a predicted model, not a curated record